Molecule: messenger RNA, 1379 nt
Organism: Tilletiopsis washingtonensis
Lineage: Eukaryota; Fungi; Basidiomycota; Exobasidiomycetes; Entylomatales
Exons: 5
Source: RefSeq, a predicted model, not a curated record
CACCCCUACCACACCACACCAUGUCCGCCGCCGUCGAGAACACCACGCCCGCCGUCGACGCACCCGUCGAGACGCCCGUCGUCGCCGAGACUCCGGCUCCGGCCGAGGUCCCUGCCGCCGUCGAGGAGGCUCCGGCUCCGGCCGAGGCGCCCGCCGCCGUCGAGGAGGCUCCGGCUCCGGCCGAGGCGCCUGCCGUCGCUGAGGAGACUCCCGCUGCUGCCGCUACUGAGCCGGUCGCUGCCGCCGAGCCCACCGAGGCUGCCGCCGCUACGGAGGAGGCUGCCCCUGCCACGCCCAAGAAGGAGAAGCGCCAGUCGCUCGUCAACAAGCUGUUCGGCAGCUUCCUCGGCAAGAAGGAGAAGAGCCCCAAGAAGGAGCAGCCCGAGGCUCAGGCGACGCCCGCCGUCACCGAGGAGGCUGCGCCCGCUGAGGCUGCCCCGGUCGAGGAGGCCGCGCCCGUCGCCGUCAGCGGUGCUCCGGCUGCCGAGGAGAGCGCGCCGGUCGAGGCCGUCAAGGCCGAGGAGGCUGCUCCCAUCGCCACCGACGGCACGCCCGCCGGCGCCAUCGCCGAGCCCGAGGCCGCCAAGGACGACGCUGCUGCCGAGCCGGCAGCCGUCAAGAUCGACGAGGCUGCCAAGCCCGACGCCGCUGCGCCCGCCAAGGAGAAGGUCGGCCGCCGCCUGUCGAUGCGCGUCGGUGCGCUCUUCAAGUCCAAGAAGCAGCCCUCGGAGGAGUCGAAGCCCGUCGCUGCUGAGGACAAGCCCGAGGAGGCCGCCCCGGCUGCCGAGGCUGCGCCCGUCGUCGACGCCGCGCCUGCCGCCGAGGAGUCGCCCAUCGUCUCGGAGAAGGUGCCCGAGCCGAUCCAGGCUGCUCCGGCCGCUGCCACGCCCGUCACGGCCGCUGCCUAAGCGCCUGCACUGCGGCCCACCACCGUGUCUCGUGCUCGCGCAGUAAUGUCUCGCUCCCGAUAGAGAUCCUCCAGUACCCCCGUCGGGCCGUGGCGCACAGGUGACAUGCCUGCUGUGCGGCGGCUUCGAACUACCCGACCCCACCCACAGACACCCCCUCUCGCACGGCUGUCGAAGCACCAAGCUGGCGCGUCAUCCCUCUAUACCCUCGCCCAGUCGACGUAUUUUGCCGUGCGACGAGAUCGCCUCGUCUUUACCCCCGCCCCCAGCUCCUCGUACGAUCUUCUCCCCGCUCGUGGUCCUGCUCUCUCGCCCCUCCUCCCACCUGUGCAGUGUGACUAGUCGUCGCGCGUCCUGCGCUCGCGACCUGAAGCACUCGCACACCCUCCCAUCCCCAGCCCUCGUCUCGUCUAUCGAUGCUAAGAGCCACCUCGUCUCGCGACUGUCGCGCAAUUCCAUCCCUUCUAUCCC